AUGGUGGUGCCGCUUGCGCUACAGGAGGGCUUUUGGACAGCGUAUUGCACUUACUUCGUAAUGGGCUUCCUGGAGGGGCCAUCAUUCCAAACCACCGGCUCGAUGCUGUCAAAGUCGAUCCAUGCCAAGGAGCGUGCCACGGCAUCUUCUUUGGCCGACUCAGGAGGAUCCGUGGGCCGCUUGCUUGCUCUUGGAGGGGGUGGUUGGCGAGCCGCGCGUGAUUGGCAGACCCGAUGCUUAGGCCCAGAGGAUGUCUUGGCGCAUAUUGUUUUCGUGGCUCAUCUUUGCAGUGUUCUAUGCGCAUGCCAAUGCCGUCUUCGACUUCGGCAGGUGCUUGGUGUGCCAGCAGCAACAGCGGCCUUUUACAUGAUGUGCCCGCAGGUGCUGGAAAUAUGCAAAACACUUCAAGUCUUCAAGCCUCUUCUUCGGACGCUCCGGACAGGACUCAGUGGAGCAAAGAACGCUUUUCUGCGCCAAAGCACAGCGCACUUCCUGGGAGCAUGA
Symbiodinium pilosum is the source of this 504-nucleotide messenger RNA. The record is from the annotation of a GenBank genome assembly. Lineage: Eukaryota; Dinophyceae; Suessiales; Symbiodiniaceae.